Symsagittifera roscoffensis is the source of this 4126-nucleotide messenger RNA. RefSeq names its product SRSF protein kinase 3-like. Gene Ontology annotation, biological process: regulation of mRNA processing; spliceosomal complex assembly; peptidyl-serine phosphorylation. Gene Ontology annotation, molecular function: ATP binding; protein serine/threonine kinase activity. The record is from RefSeq and is a predicted model, not a curated record. Gene Ontology annotation, cellular component: cytoplasm; nucleus. NCBI's taxonomy places the organism in Eukaryota, Metazoa, Xenacoelomorpha, Acoela, Convolutidae. The transcript is spliced from 11 exons. The coding region runs from base 88 to 2142 and encodes 684 amino acids.
CUUAUUAAAUAGAGUGAGAAAUUUUUCUUCAAUUUGUCCUUCUGGCUAAACCACUUAAGAUUUCAGUCAGUCGCUUGAAGCGAACAAAUGUCAUCUCGAGCUCAAAGGCAUGUGCAAGCCGUGAAAAAGAAGAAAAGAGCAAAAGCACCAAAGCCUAACAAAGCAAAGACCGCGGAGAAGACUAAAUCUAAACCAAAGAAAGCCAAGCCCUCUGCAGGGCCUGGUACAAGCAGUCAGCCCGAACCAAGUGAGGUUCCCCCUCCUCUUCCGGAAGAAACUACGUAUGGCCUAGACGAAGAAUUUCCAGAUGAUGACGACGAAGACGAUGAAGAAGAGCCACUGGGGUCAGAUGAUGACGAGCAAGAAGAUUCCUCUGAUUACUGCGUGGGCGGGUACCAUCCAGUGAAGAUCGGAGACCUUUUUCAUGAUCGCUAUCAUGUUGUGAGAAAACUAGGGUGGGGCCACUUUUCGACUGUAUGGCUUAGCUGGGAUCUCAAGUUGAGGAGAUAUGUGGCUUUGAAAGUUGUAAAAAGUGCGGCACAUUACACUGAAACUGCAAUCGACGAAAUAUCUCUUCUUGUCGCGGUGAGAGAUGGAGACCCGGAGGAUUCGUUCCGCAGCAGAGUAGUAUCGUUGGUGGACAAUUUUAAAAUCAGAGGACCCAACGGUGAACAUGUGUGUAUGGUGUUCGAAGUGCUGGGCCACAACCUGCUCAAGUUCAUAAUCAAGUCCCACUAUGAGGGAUUGCCAGUGCCUGUGGUGAAACACAUUAUCAAGCAAACCCUGGAAGGACUGCACUAUCUGCAUGCCAAAUGUGCUAUUAUUCACACCGACAUCAAACCAGAAAACAUCCUGAUCACUGUAGACCAGCAGUUUGUCCGCUCUCUUGCGAGGGAAACGGCUGAGUGGAUGAAACAGGGAUCAAAACCAAGCAAUUCAGCUGUGUCAACGGCUAAAAAUGACCGCAAAGCAGUGACGGAAAUAAAUUCGAAGAUGACCAAAAAUCAGAAAAAGCGAGCCAAGAAGAAGGCAAAACGUAUACAAGAACUGUUUGAUCUCCAACAGAAGCAACUGCAAGAGCUGGAUAUGUUGGAUGAACUUCAGGAACUGGAACACGAACUUGAAAAGCAGAGUCUUACUUCGGGAGGAGACUCGAAAGCCCCAACUGAUAAUAUAAAUGGAGAAAACACUACACAAGAUAAAUCGGAUGAUGCUUCUAAGGAUGGCGCCCUGAAGACAAAGAUCGCACCAUUGAUGAACCGAGAUAGCAUUCUGAGCCAAGAUGGAGACGAUGAAGAUGACGAAGAUGAGGAUGAAACUGAAGAUGAUAAUACUGUAGACCAGCAGACUCUAAAAAGUCAAUUAUCGAUACCUGAAGAAAGAAUAGCGGAGUCAUCAGACAGCCUAAACACGGCUUCUUCUACAAGUGGGAAGGUGGUGGGAAAAGCAACUAACGGGUCGGCGGCCAAUUGCAAUGGAAUAAACGGGAGCUCAAGUAUCGAAUCAUGCAGUGAUAGAUCGCUUUCGAACGACGCCAGACGAAGGGACAGAACCAUGUCAGAAAUACAAGCACAAGCUGACUAUGAUCCUAAUAUGGUUGUAGUCUGUCCGCGAACGGAUCUCAUGUACGAUUUGAACAAACUCAAUGUAAAAAUAGCGGAUUUAGGCAACUCAUGCUGGGUGCACCACCAUUACACAGAAGACAUUCAGACGAGACAGUAUCGCUCAGUGGAGGUGCUGGUCGGGGCUGGCUACGACACAUCUGCCGACAUCUGGUCCACGGCCUGCAUGGCUUUCGAGCUGGCCACCGGGGACUUCCUCUUUGAACCACACUCGUGUGAGGGAAAGUACUCCAGGGACGAAGAUCAUAUUGCGCAUAUUAUCGAAUUAUUGGGAGACAUCCCGCCUACACUAAUUCAAGCCGGUGCCUACAGCAGCGAGUUCUUCGACCGCCACGGUUGUUUGUUACACAUCCAAGACCUGAGAAUGUGGCCACUGUACAGUGUACUGAGAGAGAAGUACAAAUGGCCGGAAGAGGAGGCGGUCUCCUUCACGUCCUUCCUGUUGCCCAUGCUUGCCCUUGACCCCACCAGUCGGGCCACAGCCGAGGAAUGUCUCACACAUCCAUGGCUGCAACAGUAACAGACCAAGUACAUUACAACACAUAUAUGAUUAUUACCACCAGAAGAGUACAGAUGAUGCUACUAGAAGUACUGAGGCACCACCCAAAGAUUGAAUGGAUUUGAUUGAAUUAAUGACUCUUACACGCCCACUCUCAUUACCAUAUGGUUUAUCCUUAACAGCAGAUAUCAGCCAACCGAUCUAAAUCCAAUUUGGGAAGAAACAACAUCACUGCUGGUUAUAAAUGAUAGCAGCAAAUCACUCUUACAACAGUUUUAUUACAUCUAAUUCAUUAGUAAAUACGCAACAUUGGCCCGAAGUGCUUAAACUGGUGUUUGAUUUGUAAGAUGUAAUUAGUUGCAUCAUCGACUUUCCCCUGUUGUUCAUUAUUGCUGGAGCCCAUGGCGGGCGCCCAAGUAGUUACCUCAUCUGACGGCUGUGUUUUGAGCGGCAUCGCACUUUUCUUGUGACGCCAAUUGUGAAAUUACUUUAGCGCAAUACAUUUGUUAUUUAGUAGAUUUACGGAGCUGUGUAGUAGAUACUUUUAAUAGAAUUUGGUCAACUUUUUAUGGGAUUGCGAAACGCGAGGCUAACUAUACAGUGCUAUGUGGAAUGUUUAACUUAACUUGAUUAACUUGAAAACAAAGUCUUCCUUACGUUUGAGAGGAGAUGUUUUUGUCGUUGUACCAUAACGAUUGCCCGCCAAGCAUAAAAUAAUAACACAAUUCAAUUCUUGACUCUUCAAUUUGUAUUCAUCAAAUCCAUAGAUAUUCACUCUUUCUGGUUUGUUUUUUUUUCUUUGCCUUUUCCAUUCGUCAAGUUCAAGUUUACCAAAAUACGUUUAUCGUUUUAUCAGUUGCUCAAAAUUAGAUCAUGCUCUUAGUAGAUGUGUAUGAAUCUACCACUGCUAUUACCUAAGUUACCUUGGCAUCUCUUGUAUGUUAUUUGAUAGACUUACUUCAGUCAAAUGGUGCUGUACAAAUUUGCCGUUGUUUAAAAUGUUGAUAUUUAUCGGCGGCAGCAAGUUGUUUAAUGAAAGGUGAGCAAAAUUGAUGCUUGUUAGAUCGAAAAUUCCAUUUGUGCUUUGCGCGACUCAAAAAGACGUGUUUUUUUCUGCUUGUUAUGAUCCAAGAUAUCAUCUGACUGUUUUUUCACCUCACUCAAAAUUACAUUUCUCACAAAAAACAUACAAAAAAUGGUUCCGUUAUAUUCAGAAUCACAGUAAUUGUAUCAAAAACAGUUUUUGAAGUUAUUAAGUCUGAAAUUUUACCGAGGUACGGUCUAUUGAUUUGAAUCAUUGAUGCUCCGGGUUUUAAUUGUGCCGAGAAUAAUAACCAAGAGAAGAGCAAUUGAUUCUAUUCUCAACCACGUCUAAGCUACAAAUUGAAACUGAUCUGGGAUUCCAAAUCGAUGUUCAAGUCCAUCUUAAAAAAGCCUUCUUAAUGAGUCACUUCUUUUUUAAUGGGUUUUCAAACACAUGGGAAGCUAUCAACCGGAUGUAAAUGUUUCGUUAGGAAUCUCAGAUUGCUUUACUUAAAUUUAAAAAAUGCAAUUAAAUUCAUUCUGUUGCUGUCUGCAUAAUGCACCUCGUUGCUUCUGCAAAUAAAUAUGGUCCAAAUGUCUCACUUUUAUGGCAAAAAGAGUCGGAACUAAAUAUCCUGUUGAAAAUUUUUAUCCUCAAACUAAAAACUGGCAAUUGUCAGAAUAGCGAAAAAAGAAGUGCCGUUUAUUUUUGCACCGGUUACUAAACGAUGUGGAACAUGCGUGAAGUUCUCAUAUCUUGUUAGAGGUCUUCCUCUUGUAAAAAUUCGAAAGUUUAUCAGAUAAAUUGGAAGACUUCUACGAACCCAAGAAAUGGUACAAUUUCCAUCCUCUGGACUCUUUCAUUUGCCCACUUAGUUAAAGGUGUAAAUUAAAGUGGCGUCGUUUUGAAUUAAUAUAGUUCGUUAAUUAAUUAAAUCUAACUAAUUAACAUACACCUGCAUUUGAGUUUGUUUUGGACACC